AUGGUAGCUAGCAAGGUCAUUUCGUUAAAGCGUGUAGAAGACAUUAUUCAGAAAGUAGAAAAGGAGCCUACUUAAAAAUCAAUAGCUCACUUUAUCAAAAUUUUCCGUAUUUGCGUCUCUCAGAAUGAAGAUGAAAAUGUAGAUGAACUCGAAGAGAAUAAAAAUGAAUAGGACUUUAUCAUUGAAGAUGGAGCCGUUUAUGACAAGGUUGUUACUUUUGCAUUACAGAGAUUCCCCUAUCUUCUUAAGAAGUUAUUAAAACUCGAAGAUGGUUAAAUUUUAGAAUCAGUUUCUUCUAGAAAGUUAGAUAUUGUGCUUAAAGUCUACCUUCUUAACAUAGUCAAAAUGGCUGAAAAUGUUCAUGACGAAGACAUGUUAAUUUACAUGCUCACAUUUUACCCAAUUAUUACAGACUUCAUGUUCCCUUUAAAGAAACUUUUUAUGAGAUUUUUAAAGUACAUGGUUGAAUUGUGGGCAACCAACAACAACUUAAAGUUGAAGUUGAAGGCUUUCAUCGUCAUAAGAAGAAUAUGUAAAAAUACCAAGAGUGAAGAAGUCGAUAAGAUUUUCAGAAGAGUCUAUGCUGCUUAUUUUGAAAAUGUUAGACACGUAUCUUGGAGAACUUAUGAAUCUGUUAUCUUUAUGAUCAACUGUUAUACUGAAUUGAUGAUGGAACAUAAAGACGCUGCUUACUACAUUGGUUUCUCAUAUUUAAGAUAAAUUGCAGUCCUUCUCAAAGAUAACAUGGCAAAAAAGGGAGAUGAAAUGAAAGUGUUUAAUUGGUAAGUAAUUAACUCACUAAAGCUCUGGAGUUAGACUAUUAGCAGAUAACCUGCUGAUGAAGAUUUAGGAUAAUUGCUCUAUCCUUUAGUUGAACUUAUUAUUGGUGUAAACUAAUUCAGUAACUCUCAAGAAUACGUCCCAUUGAAGUUCCACUUGAUUCAAUGCUUAAAUUCUAUCGCUUAGAAGACUGACACUUUUAUUCCUACUUUGAAAUUGAUCAAGGAUGUUCUCAACUCUGGUGAAUUCAGAAAAAAGAAAACCCAAUCUACUAAAAAACCUUUUGAUUUUAGCAUUAGCUUGAAGAUUGAUAAUAAAUAUAAAAAUACUAACGUUUUAUGGAAUGAAAUAUUCAAGUUUGGUCUUGAUCUUUCUGCUGAAUAUUUAGCUAUUUACAGCAGAGAUAUUGGUUUCCCUGAAAUGUGCUACAAUUAUAUUAAGUAUUUAAAAAAGCUUUCAGAUUCUGUUUAGUUUGUAGUUUAUAAAAUGCAAAUUAAGGAACUCAUGAAGACUAUCAGAGCUAGUGUUGAUCUUGUUCUCAGCAAGCGUAAAGGUGUCAAUUUUGCUCCUAAAAACAUUGAACAAGAUGCUAAAUUCUCAGAAGAUAAUUUCAAAGAUGUUAAGGAAACUCCCUUGGAAUAAUUAAGAAAUAAAAUUGUCAGUGAAAGAGAAACUAGAAUUAAGUAAAGAAUUUUGGCUGAAAAGGAUUAGAAUUACGAUGAAGGUGAUGAUGGAGAAGAUGAAGCUGCAGGUGAUGAAGAAGACGAAGAUAUGAGUGGAGAUGAAAGUGGAGACGAUGGUACUGAUAAGAAGAAAAAGAAAAUCAAAAAAGAUUUAGAUAUCGCUGAUGAGAGUGACAGUGACGCUUUCGAUCCUGAAAAUUACAAGGACUCUGAUGAAGAAGACAAUAAAGAAGAUGAUGAAGAAGAAUACGAUUUUGAAAACAUGGAUUAUGAAGGUGAUCCUGAUGAUUUACCUGACUUCGAUUUGAUUGAUGAAGUAGACGACAAUAAUGAUGAUAAUUAAUUAUCUGAAGAUGAUUUCGAUAACGAAGAUGAAGAAAAUGAAGAAGGAGAAGGUGAAGAAGAAUAAGAAGAGGAAGUUGAAGAAAAAUAAGAUAAUUUUAAAAAAUCUAAAAAGGGUGACUAAAAAUCACAAUAAUUCUAACAUGGCAAUAAGAAAAAACAAAUUACUAAAAAUAGAAACAAAAACAAUAAAUUCAGCAGAGGAGGAAAGAAUUAAAAGAAUUUCAGAAAUAAUAAGAAAUAAAAUUUUGGAAAGAGAAGAAAGUGA
Molecule: messenger RNA, 2073 nt
Organism: Tetrahymena thermophila SB210
Lineage: Eukaryota; Ciliophora; Oligohymenophorea; Hymenostomatida; Tetrahymenidae
Product: Noc2p family protein
Exons: 7
Biological process (GO): ribosomal large subunit biogenesis
Cellular component (GO): Noc1p-Noc2p complex; Noc2p-Noc3p complex; nucleoplasm
Source: RefSeq, a predicted model, not a curated record